GCUGCAAGGCCGUAUAUAGAUUUGCUGCAUUUUAGUGAAAGAUGCAGGCAAUAGCCAGUAAUUACGUCAACCUUGAAACGCUGGUUGCCGAUCGGGAGAAGUUUGCCGAGCUUCUUUUUUCCCUGUUAGAAUUUGGUUUAUCGUGGUUUUGGAAGUUGUAUUUGUAUAAAAGUCUUUAAGUUACGAACGAGAUUUGCUAUUGCAUACAUCAUGGCAGAAGAUCCCAAUGAUUGGAAGAGUGCCGCCUCAAGGAUGAAAGCGAAACAACACAUUGAAGAGGCGAUCCGGCAGUCUGGCAAUCCGACAAACAAGACUAGCCGUGAAAUGGAGAACCACGUGUUUCAGCGUGCCAAAACUCGUGAAGAGUACAUCGGCUUUCUCGGGCGUCUGCUUCUACACAUCAAUAAGUAUAAGCAGGGCGGCGAUCCAAUGAAUGCUCUGCAGAACAUGGCUGGGCAGCAACAGCAGCAGCAGCCCCAGCAACAGCAGCAGAUGCCUCCUCAGAUGCAGCAGCAGCAGGCGGGCCCGCCGCAGGACCAGGCUGCCAUGCUGUCCAGCAUGGCGGCCCGCAGUCAGAUGAUGCAGCCGCAGCCCGGGCCCGGUAUGUCCGCCCUGCAGAUGCAGCAGCAGCAGCAGCAGCAGCACCAGGCGGCCGCGGCGGCGGCGGCGGCGGCGGCUCAGCAGCAGCGGAUGCAGACCCAGAUGAUGAUGCAGGGCGGCGGACAGAUGAGUAUGAUGAUGCAGGGCGGCGGGCCGAUGGCGCGACAGCCGCCGCCCAGUCAGCAGGGUAUGGUGGGCGCGCGCGGCAUGGUGGCCUCGCCCGGCGGCCUGGCCGCGCUGACGGCCAAGCAGCAGCCGUCGCCGGCGUUCGCGGCGCCCUCGCCGGGCAGCAGCUGUCUGGGCCAGAGUCCGAUGGCGCCCGGCUCGGCCAAGGCGCCCAGUCAGAUGAGCGCCCCGUCGCCGCAGCUGCACACUCCGGCCGGACCGGCCAACGCCACCACCUCGCCGCGCAGCCAGCACGACGAGACCCAGUACAUGGAGAAGGUCAAACAGCUAAGCAAAUACAUCGAACCGAUCAAACGAAUGAUCGAAAACACCAACCAUCAAGAAACGGCCAAGCUGAGCAAAAUCAAAGGUCUACUGGAGAUUCUGGAGAACCCGAACCGUCAGCAUCCGAUGGACCUGCUGAUCAAGUGUGAGCACGUGCUGGAGAAGCUGGAGAUAAACCAGGCCAGUGGCAUGGCGCACGGCCACUCGCAGCAACAGCAGCAGCACACCACGCACAAGGAGUACCAGGUGAUCUUGGACACGGUGAACUGCUUCAGCAAGUCGGCGUACCUGAACCACACUCUGGGCCGCACGGUGGGCCCGCCGUACCAGGCGCUACUGGGCUGCACGCUGCGCCUGCCGCCGGCACGCCGCCUGCGGGGCCCGCCGGCCGCCGCCGACCCCAUCCCCCUGCCGCUGCAGCGCGAGGUGGCCGGCAUGGAGGCCAGGUUCAAGGUGACGCUGGACUCCACCUGCCCCCCUGGUGGCGGCGGCGGUGUGCGGCUGGUGGUCGAGCUGGACGAGCCGACAGCGCCGGCCGUGCCGCCCGUGCGGCUGGCCGUGCCCUCCGACUACCCGGCACGCUCGCCGCGCUGUCUGCACGACGGCCUGGCCUACUCGGGCACGCCGUUCCUGCGGCGCGUGCAGCACUACCUGCUCUCGCGGCUGGAGAAGCUGCCCGACCACUACACCGUGUCCCAGCUCCUCCACCAGUGGGAGAUGAGCGUGCGACAGGCGUGCGCGCCCAGCGCCGACGCGCCGCCGACGCCGCAGCAGGCCGUCGCCGCGACCAACUAGGCGCGACGGUGCAGCGGGGGCCACGGCGACGGCGUGCGGACUGUCAGUGAAACUAGCUGUCGGUGGCGGCGCGUCCGACAGUUAUCGGCAAUGUGCAUAUUCCGGUGGUUUGUGUAAAAUAACGGCAUCAAAACAUGCCGUGGUCUCAAUGUAUUUUCCUGUCGAUAUUUCCCAAGGGAUGCUAUGGGAUUGGAGCGUAUAGUGAAUUUAAUAAAUGUUGUUUAUAAC
Amphibalanus amphitrite is the source of this 2073-nucleotide messenger RNA. RefSeq names its product mediator of RNA polymerase II transcription subunit 15-like. Gene Ontology annotation, molecular function: transcription coregulator activity. The transcript is spliced from 6 exons. The coding region runs from base 211 to 1845 and encodes 544 amino acids. NCBI's taxonomy places the organism in Eukaryota, Metazoa, Arthropoda, Thecostraca, Balanomorpha, Balanidae. The record is from RefSeq and is a predicted model, not a curated record. Gene Ontology annotation, biological process: regulation of DNA-templated transcription.